Molecule: messenger RNA, 1752 nt
Organism: Triplophysa dalaica
Lineage: Eukaryota; Metazoa; Chordata; Actinopteri; Cypriniformes; Nemacheilidae
Gene: sox21a
Product: SRY-box transcription factor 21a
Exons: 1
Coding region: 253-972 (239 amino acids)
Biological process (GO): cell differentiation; regulation of DNA-templated transcription; anatomical structure morphogenesis
Molecular function (GO): RNA polymerase II cis-regulatory region sequence-specific DNA binding; DNA-binding transcription factor activity, RNA polymerase II-specific
Source: RefSeq, a predicted model, not a curated record
CUGAACACCUGCACAACUUCAACGCUCGUCCGCGUUAAUGGGUAACAGCGCGCACCUCUGGGACUUUUGAGAAGUUAUUAAACUAUGCCAUUGCCUUUUUGUAAAACACUUCUACUUAACAAAUAGUCAAAGCUAUUGCUGAUAUUUUUCUUUGAUGCCAUGUCACCGAGAUAACCCAUUAAGGUCUCGUUAAACUGUGCGUAAAGGGCGCUUUUCUGGACUGAAUCAACACGGAAAAUUCAAGGAAGCAUAAUGUCGAAACCCAUGGACCACGUCAAGCGACCCAUGAACGCUUUUAUGGUGUGGUCGAGAGCUCAGAGACGAAAGAUGGCUUUGGAUAACCCGAAGAUGCACAACUCUGAAAUCAGCAAGCGCCUCGGAGGAGAGUGGAAACUUCUGUCGGACUCUGAGAAACGACCAUUUAUAGAUGAAGCCAAACGCCUCCGAGCCGUCCACAUGAAAGAGCACCCGGAUUACAAAUACAGACCCCGGAGAAAGCCUAAAAACCUGAUCAAAAAAGACCGGUAUCACUUUAACGUGGCCUAUAAUUUGGGUGAAGUUGAGCCGUUGAAAAGUGCGCGUCUACCCGGAGACGCGCUCACGGACUCCAUGAUGAGCAACGCGGAGAAAACGGCAGUUUCUGCGGCCACGAGAGUGUUGUUCGGUCACCACCUCUCGGCCAACCCCUAUCCGUUUUUCGACCUGGCCUCCAAAAUGUCGGAAUUACCUCCUGCGCCGUUUCCACACUAUUCGUUGCUCGGCUAUCCCGGGGUCUCUGCGUUUCCCGGGAUGGGAAUUUUGGCCGGCUCGCCGCACACUCACCCGUCGCCGGGUAACCCGGGACACAUGAUGCACUAUAACUGCCCGGGCUGGCCUCCUUCUGCACCUGCGUUACCUUCAACGUAUGUACUUUUACCUGGAAUGACCAAAGCCCAGCAUGAACCUUACUUCGCAUACGCAGCGGCCAUAUGAGGGCCAUUCAACUCUUCAGAACUAAAUAAGAAUAAUGCGGCUGAGGUCACGUGCACUUGUUAUGCAGAAAUGUUUUUAAAUAUCACUUGUGUAAAUGAGGUGGGUUUAUCUUUUAAAAUAAAGAUAUAAAAGGUAUUCUAGUGUUUUAUAAACACCGCGUCUGUGUCUUUUAAUAGGAAAUGCAUCCCUAUAUGCGUGUUUAUGUCAUUUGAAGUUUAAGGAAAAACAACAGAUUUGCCUUCAUAUAUCACUUAGCUUUUGCAAAGUUAUUAAAAUAGUUUGCUCUGUUAAAUAAUGUUGUCAACAAUAAUGUGAACACUUUCGGAAAACUACAAAGACUGUCAGACAUUACCCUUUAAAAAGGUACCAAUAUGUCGUUUAGGUAAUAUGUAUUUGGUAACUGUAUUUUCCUUUGAGGUACAAACUCUUUAAGUGCAAAGGUGUACUUUUUGAAAGGGUACCGCUCCAGGGAAAGCUUUAGUACCUUUUUUAUUCAUCAUUUUGCUAAGUUCAUAAAACACAAGACUGAUAAAUAUGAAAUAUGACACAGAGAGACACACAGUGAGCCAUGAGUGGCCACAAGAAUCCAUUAAGAGAGUAUGAAAGUGGAAACAGUCUGUUGAGACAACACUGUUUGUAAGGACAGUAAAACAUCAGCUGAUUCAAAAGCUAAUGGCUCUUGACUCAGAACACACUCUGAACAGUGAUGAUGGGACAGAAUGAUACAGAAAGUGAAGGAAAAUAGAUAGGACAGAUACACGUGAGUGGCCAAAGAACAUA